CACUGUCAGGCCUGUUUCUUGAAGGGUCUGUGAGAUGAAGAAUUUCAGAGACCACCAGUGAGCAGGCAUUCAUUAACUCACUCGGAUCCAUGUACACGCUGGGUUUUCUGCUUGUUAUUUAGCGGGCUUUGAAAUUCAUCCAAGCAUGGUCGGAGAGAAGCUGCUGGCUUGCAUGUUGGUCAAUUGGUUAAGCCUGACUCUAAUGAGGUCAGUUUACGGUCAGCACAUACCAGAAGAACCAUGCUCUGUCCAGAUCCUUGUUCCUGGACUCAAAGGUGAACCUGGAGAGAAGGGGGAUAAAGGAACACCUGGCAGACCCGGGAGACUUGGGCCACCUGGAGAGACAGGUCCCCCUGGACUCAAAGGUCACAAAGGUGGCAUGGGGCGUUAUGGGAAGAUGGGUCCACCUGGAUUCAAAGGAUUGAAAGGCGAUAUGGGAGAUUCAGGACCAAAGGGACUAAACGGGGAGCCAGGUGUCCCCUGCGAGUGCGCACCCUUACGGAAAAUGAUCGGCGAAAUAGACAUUCAAGUGGCACAAUUAACCAACGAGCUGAAGUUCAUUAAAAAUGAUCCUCAUUUUUCAGCACUGCCCUCCCCCGCAGCUGUCGCUGGCAUCAAAGAGACAGACAGCAAGGUCUAUCUGCUGGUGAAAGAAGAGAAACGCUACAGGGAGGCUGAGUUGUUUUGUCAGGGGCGCGGCGGACACCUGGCCAUGCCCAAGGAUGCAGCUUCCAACAGAGCCAUUGCCGGUUACAUCACCGACGCUGGCCUUAGCAGAACAUAUAUCGGCAUGAACGACCUGGAGCGAGAAGGCCACUUCGUGUACGUGGAGCGAUCGCCCAUGACAACUUUCAGCAGGUGGAGGGAGGGGGAGCCUAACAACGCUUAUGAUGAUGAGGACUGUGUUGAGAUGGUUUCAUCGGGCGAGUGGGUUGACGUGGCUUGUCACCUCACCAUGUACUUUGUGUGUGAGUUCGACAAGGACACUGUAUGAGCUUCACUAACAAACCACAUAAUCAAAGCAACAGGUCCCCUAAAAAAUCCUGUCAUCAUUUACUCGUCCUAAACAAUCAUGUCAUUGUUCAUGCAAAAUUCUACGAAAUACGUUUGACUUUCAUUCUUGCGUGCAGUGCCAUGAAAGCUGCCACCCUAAAAUGAGCUUUGCCACCCCAGUUGCAUACUUAUUUAAAUCAUACACAAUUAAUGGAUAUCUUGGCCACUUCAGUUAUUAUAAAGGAAGAUAAGUCUGAUCACAGCGUGUACCCUCAGACAGGAGCGCAAGUUUAACUGCUGUAGAGUCGAAAGAACGAGCAUGUCCACACACGAGUAGGUGAGAAUGUAAAUGUCCACGCAUCAAAUAAACCAAAGCAAAGCUUUCAUUAGAGUUUCAUGUUCUGGCAUGUGUUUUAAAUUGUCAUUCAUGUCACUGUGAUUUAAGGAGACAUAACUUGCAUUUAUGUGGAAAAACCAUCAAUCACAACCCUAUUGAUUUUUUUUACAUACAAAUAAUAAGUGGAACAGUACUAAGUCAGAUGACCAUACAGUUCAGAAUCUCAUAUUUUGCUGCCCAGCUGCGUGACUCUCAAUGACUGUAAAUAUGACAUAUUUCAAUAGUAUGUGAAAUACAUGUCAUGUUCAUUAAAGCAUUUUCAAUAAGUCAUUUCGUUUUUCGUUUAAAAAGAAAUAUAUUUAUGAGAAAAAAUUCAAAUUUUAAGGAUAAUAAUUAAAUUAAAUAAUUAAAUUAAGGAUAAUACUGAAGUUUGUUUUUAGGUCUGUCUUGGAUACUGAGUGAUGCAGGUAUACUGUAGUUGUCUGCCUAAACAGUAUUUUUCCAACUGGCUGUCCUGUUCAGUACCAUGUGGAAAUAGUCAGGCAGUUAAAGUACCUCACAGUCUGACCUCUACAGGUGGUUUUGCAGUUGUCACUCAACAGACUUCAUUCUUUAUAUAAGACAGAAUUGGCAGCCUUAGGCUCCAUGCAGACCCACUGUAUUAAGAAAUAAACAUAUUAUACAAGACUACUCAUUUGGGAUUAAAACAUUAUGAUGUGAAAUAAACGAUGAAAGAAU
Molecule: messenger RNA, 2068 nt
Organism: Triplophysa dalaica
Lineage: Eukaryota; Metazoa; Chordata; Actinopteri; Cypriniformes; Nemacheilidae
Gene: colec11
Product: collectin sub-family member 11
Exons: 7
Coding region: 146-994 (282 amino acids)
Source: RefSeq, a predicted model, not a curated record